Messenger RNA from Phalaenopsis equestris, 2320 nucleotides. RefSeq names its product ABC transporter F family member 1. The transcript is spliced from 6 exons. Gene Ontology annotation, molecular function: ATP hydrolysis activity; ATP binding. Bases 211 to 2013 code for a protein of 600 amino acids. Lineage: Eukaryota; Viridiplantae; Streptophyta; Magnoliopsida; Asparagales; Orchidaceae. The record is from RefSeq and is a predicted model, not a curated record.
CUGCAUUACUUCUCUUUAACCCUUGAUUAGGGUGCCAUCCUCCGGUGCGUGAAUCUUCCCUUUCAGCUGUAGAGAGGAGGUUUUCAAGACCAUUACCAUUAUUUACCAGCUUUCAUUUUAAUUCGAGAGGACAGAGCAAAUCCUGCCAUAUAGGGUUUUGAUUGUCCGGUUUUCGGCCGACUAGUUUACUAUUAUUUUUCAGAAAGAAGGAUGGUUUCGGAAGCGAGCAAAAAGAAGGCUGCCCAAAAGAAGGCUGCCGCAGCUGCGAAGCGGGGAGGGAAGUCCUCGUCGUCCUCAUCCAAGGCUGCGGCUGCAACUGCAACUUCGCAUAACGGGACUGUGGAAAGUGUUACUGAUGGGGUGGGAUCUCUCGUCAUAUCGGAUCGUACGUGCACCGGCGUCUUAUGCUCGCAUCCGCUCUCCAGGGAUAUCCGAAUUGAGUCUUUGGCACUGACAUUUCAUGGUCAUGAUCUUAUAAUUGAUUCUGAACUAGAGCUUAACUAUGGCAGGCGAUAUGGUUUGCUUGGCUUGAAUGGAUGUGGGAAGUCUACACUGCUUACAGCAAUAGGGCUUAGAGAGCUCCCAAUUCCUGAGCAUCUGGAUAUUUAUCACCUCACUAGGGAGAUUGAAGCUUCAGAUAUGUCUGCACUUGAAGCUGUUAUCAGCUGUGAUGAGGAAAAGAUUAAAUUGGAGAAGGAGGCUGAAAGAUUAGCAGCUGAGGAUGGUGGUGGUGGAGAGGCUCUCGACCGAAUUUAUGAACGACUGGAGGCAAUGGAUGCAUCAACUGCUGAAAAACGUGCGGCUGAAAUUCUAUUUGGGUUGGGUUUCAAUAAGCAGAUGCAAGCAAAGAAGACAAAGGACUUCUCUGGUGGCUGGCGUAUGAGGAUUGCAUUAGCUCGAGCCUUAUUUAUGAACCCAACUAUUCUCCUACUUGAUGAACCUACAAAUCAUCUCGAUCUGGAGGCGUGCGUCUGGUUGGAGGAGACACUAAAAAACUUUGAGCGCAUCCUAGUUGUGGUGUCACACUCUCAGGAUUUUCUCAAUGGAGUUUGUACCAAUAUCAUCCACAUGCAGAGCAAGAAACUGAAGAUGUACACCGGCAACUACGACCAGUACAUUCAAACCCGUUCCGAGCUUGAGGAGAAUCAGAUGAAACAAUACAGGUGGGAACAAGAUCAGAUAUCUGCGAUGAAGGAGUACAUCGCACGCUUCGGACAUGGUUCUGCCAAGCUUGCCCGUCAAGCCCAAAGCAAGGAGAAAACAUUGGCGAAGAUGGAGCGCGGGGGACUGACAGAGAAAGUUGUGAAGGACAGGGUCCUCAUAUUUCACUUCACUGAUGUAGGGAAGCUUCCACCGCCCGUCCUUCAGUUUGUGGAGGUCUCAUUUGGGUACACUCCUGACAAUCUCAUAUACAAAAACAUAGAUUUCGGUGUCGAUCUCGACUCCAGGAUCGCGCUGGUGGGACCAAAUGGUGCCGGUAAGAGCACGCUGCUUAAACUGAUGACGGGCGAUCUGAUUCCGCUGGAUGGAAUGGUUCGCCGUCACAACCAUCUGAGGAUCGCCCAGUUUCAUCAGCACUUAGCGGAGAAGCUUGAUUUAGAGAUGUCGGCUCUCCUGUUUAUGAUGAGGGAAUACCCUGGUAACGAAGAAGAGAAAAUGAGGGCAGCAGUUGGUCGAUUUGGUCUGACCGGAAAGGCCCAGGUGAUGCCUAUGAAAAACUUGUCCGACGGCCAGAGGAGCAGGGUGAUCUUUGCCUGGCUGGCUUGGAGACAGCCGCACAUGUUGCUGCUUGAUGAACCAACCAACCAUCUUGACAUUGAGACGAUUGAUUCACUGGCGGAGGCUUUGAAUUCGUGGGAUGGAGGAAUGGUUCUUGUGAGUCAUGACUUCAGGUUGAUCAAUCAGGUGGCUGAGGAGAUAUGGGUCUGCGAAAACCAGACGGUGAGCCGGUGGGAGGGGGACAUUAUUGAUUUUAAAAAUCAUCUGAAGAGCAAGGCUGGGUUGGGCGAGUAAUUUGGAAGAGUAAAAGGGCUGGAAUGGCAUUUUCAGGUAAUGGCGUUUUAUCUUAAUCAUACUUGUAUUUUGUGCUACUGUUUACUACAAUCUUCGUCCAUCGGAUUUUGCUUGGUAUCAUGGACUUGUAGGGCCUGGCUGAGCUUUAUCUUCCGAUGGCGUGACUAGAUUUUUGUAUUCUUUAUAUCCUAGUAUUUAUUAUGGAAAACAUGAUUACUGAUAUCAAGUAGAAUCUUUCUCUCAAUUAAUGAGCUUUUGUUUUUGUUGGUAAUUAUGGUUUGUUUGUAUGAAGUGACUGAUUAACUUC